AUGGGCGGGGACCAGCUGCUGUUGCCCAAAGUCCCCAAAGGCGACCCCUCCUUUGGCGGGGCCAACCCGGCCCACCAAGUCGGACGGAAGACCAAGGCUUCCAGAGCAUGUGACACCUGCCGAUCGCAGCGCAAAAAGUGCAAUGGCGAAAAUCCCUGCACCAGUUGCUAUCAGCAAGAAAUCGAAUGCUCCUAUUCGGGCGCUGAUCGACGGAAGAAGGAAGCCUUGAAAUCUCAGAUCCAAGCACUGGAAGACCGCAAUGCCUAUCUGGAGCAUCUCGUUGAACAGCUGAGUCGCAACAGUAGCGACAAGGCGAUACAGAAUUCCCUCCAGCAGUCCGUGCAGCAGAGCCCGCAGGAUGAUGGGAGUACCCAGCACAUGGGCAGUUCACACCCCUCCAGCGUUACAGACGGGAAUACUCAGAUGCCGGACGAAGAGACGUCAGAACUACGGCAUAUGCUUCAUGCUGCAACCUCGCAUCCCCUGGUCAGGUCACCGGAGGCCCAAUGGCAGCAAGGCCGUCAGCAUGGGUACCGGGGCGGAAAGCUCCCCGACGAGAACAUCACCCGCCUUGCGCUCGACGCCUUUUUUGAAUGCGCGGCCACUUCCUUUUAUGUGACGACGGAAAAACAGGCCGCUCGGUUGAUGGAGAAAGUGUACCACAGUUACCACGCGUCACCCGAGGAUACUUGUGAGCUCUGCGCCCUUGCUACUAUCGGCAGUCACUACCUGGGGCCGGAGAUCCCUGAUGACGCCAGGGAAGCGUACUUUUAUCUUGCUUCGACCAGCUUGGAUGAGACAUUGCAGGCGGGUACUAUGCAGGGGAUGCGGAUUUUUAUCUGUCUGUGGAUGAGCUCUAUCAUGGAUACCAGUUAUAGUGCAAAGCUGCUAAUCAUUUCGGCGUUGAAUCUUGCGAGGGGCAAAUUGGAAGCAGACUCGGAGAAGGCCAUGUGGGUCCAAAAUCAAAACGAUGAGUAUCAAAGAACGCUUCAGACCCUGGUCCACUACACCGUCCCUCUGGAGCUCGGCUCGGUGGGCAGCGACGUGCUCACUACAAGACUGGUUCAAACACAAAUGACAAAGCUGGCUCUGAUAGCCUGCAAAACGCGUGAUGAGCUACCUCUAGACAACCAAGAUUACUGGACCGGUGCAGAGAAGCUACUAUCCCGAUUGGACAUCUGGCACCGAGAGCUCCCUGCCAACUUACAUAUUGCGGCAAUCAGCAAUACCCAAGUCUCGGUCGGGGUCCUCCAGGAGAAGUCGUUGUAUAUCAUGCACAUGCUUUACAUGGACACGCGGAUCCAGCUCUACGGUCAACUGCUCAAGGCCUCCUGCGACAGUGACUUGGCGCCAACCCCCGAUCGCUUGAAGACCCUGCUUAGCGAGGUGCCACAGCACGUUGCCAAGUUCCACGCGGAAUUUGCGGUCCAGAUAGUUCGCACUGCCUCCCUCCUCUAUGAGCGAUCCGCGAUAUCAACACGUUGCUGGCUAGUCGUUCGUGCCGUCUUCGACGCCUGCGUUGUGCUCCUUCUCAAUGACUGUAUCAGACUCAUCGUAGGCGCCGAAAACAGCGACAACAUCGCCGACAUCUUUACCCAUAUCAAUGGCUCGCUUACGGUGCUGGACUUCUGCAGCCGCAGUGAUAUCGCUGCCAGCCGGCUACGGGACAUGCUGGAGCCGGUAAUCAAGGGGCUUAGCCGGCUAGGCUUGACCAGCGCGCUGUCGCAGGGAGACUGCAGCAACUCGGAGAUAAUGGAGAUCCAGCACAUCAUCGACCAUAAGCCAGAGCAGAACAUGGAACUUGCUAGGAUGAUUGAGAGGUUGCUGAGUUUCAUCUCGCCGACGAAGAAUAUCUGGAUCUAG
Molecule: messenger RNA, 1863 nt
Organism: Aspergillus mulundensis
Lineage: Eukaryota; Fungi; Ascomycota; Eurotiomycetes; Eurotiales; Aspergillaceae
Exons: 5
Coding region: 1-1863 (620 amino acids)
Biological process (GO): regulation of DNA-templated transcription
Molecular function (GO): zinc ion binding; DNA-binding transcription factor activity, RNA polymerase II-specific
Source: RefSeq, a predicted model, not a curated record